AUGUCCACUUCCGAAUCACAGCAUCCACAAAAUCCCAAUGUCAAUAAUAAUGAUCCAAAUGGAGUAAUUAACUUUAACAAUAUAAGUGAUGGAAACAACAUUAACAUUCCGAUUAAUCAAAAAAGAAAAUCUUAUCAAGUUCGUGCUUUGGCUAGAAAAACUGUUUCGUAUCAAAAAAGACAAAAGUGUACAAACUUCUGUUGUAUCACACUUUGCCCUAUGCUUAUGGUGGCUAUAGCUGGUAUUUUGGGUAUUGUAAUUCAAGGGCUUAUCGAUGAAGCAAGUUCAUCAGACGUAUAUCCGAAGUCUGGAUGGUUUGGGACAUACUCGUUGGCUCAAUAUCAAACAUUCCCUUGGGCUUUUGUUAGAGAUGCUGAUGGAAUGGAUUACGGUACUAAACCCAAACUUGCUCCCGUGUCAAAUGUUGAUGAAUUUUAUCCUGAAAAUACAAUAUUAUCGCAGUCUAGCGGAUUGCUUGGACAAAUUGAUACGGAUUAUUACGCAAACGUUACAUCGAGUCCUUUUGGUUAUAACGUAUCCUCAUUUCAACCCGUUCCUUUCUUUGAUAAAAGACAAGGAUCAAUUGAAGAUUUCGAUAAUUUAAUAUCGGACAGCAUAAGAGAAAUCAUUAAUGAUUUAGCUUUAGUUGAUAAAUCUGUUAUUGAAAUUUCAAAAAUUAUAACUAAAAUGCCUUUUGGAAGUGUUUUAUUUGAUAAAAUUGAUCCUUUAUUAAAACAAUGGGAUUACACUUUGCAAAUCGGUGAUGAUAUUAGGAUUAGUAAACUCGCUACCUUUCCUAGUCAGGGAUUACGUAGAAUGAUCCAACAAAGUCAAUUAUCUAAUGCGUUCAUUAAGACCGUGAAUCAUACUGGUUUGGCUGAUACAAUCGCCGAUGUAAAAAUCACCCCCACUUAUAGAAUUAUGCCAUAUCUAAUGUCUACUGCCAUUGUCAAGUCUAGUGGUACCCUUUUUGGUGACAUUCUUUACCCGUUCGGUAUUUCAUUCCUAUUGCCUAUCUUCGUGAUCUCCCUCGUUAAAGAAAAAGAAGAACGUAUCUUAGUCAUAAUGAAAAUGAAUGGAUUGAAAAGUUUCGCUUAUUAUUUGACUCAUUACAUUCAUUUCUAUACGUUACAUAUCAUCACUUCCAUUGUAUUUGUUAUAACCGGAUUAUUCUUUCGUAUGGAGAUAUUCACUAAAUCUCAACCAUCAGUAUUUAUUAUUCUUUUGUUCAUUUGGGUGUUGUGUGGUGUUAUCGUCAGUUUGGUCACCGCAUCAUUAUUUCAAGGUCGAGAAGCUAGCGUGCAACUUACUCGGAAACCUUAUACAUUAAGUGAUUUAAAGUGGGGUAAUGAGGUAUUAGUUGCCAUGAUCUCCUUGGUGAUAGAAUAUUUCAUCAUCAUGUUAUUGUCGGCUUACUUUACCAACGUAUUACCGUCAGAGUACGGUGUACAUGCUGCACUUGAAAAAGGAUUAAUUGCAGGUGAGAAAAAAUUUAAAGAAAUUGAUAAAGAUGAAAUCAUGCUUGAAGAUGACGAUGUUAGAGAGGAAAGAAGGCGCGUACUAGAGAAUAGAUAUGACAAAGAUUCUCCUUUGGUCGUGAAACGUAUGAGAAAAGUUUAUCCUUCUGGAAAAUUAGCCGUCAAAGAUGUUACUUUGAGCGUUGAUAAAAAUUUGAUCUUUGGAUUACUUGGUCCUAACGGUGCAGAUACACAAAUGGAUGAAGUGUACAGAAGUAUUGGAAUAUGCCCACAGCAUGAUAUCUUGUGGGAUGAUUUAACGGUACUUGAACACUGCCUCUUCUAUGCUCGUAUCAAAGGUAUACCGGCCAAGGAUGAGUUAGUCGCAGCUAAACAAGCUUUAAAACAAGUUCGAUUGGAAGAUUUUGCGGAUCGAUUAUCCAAGGGACUUAGUGGUGGUGAAAAACGUCGCCUUUCUAUUGCCAUUUCAUUGAUUGGUAAUCCUGUCGUUGUAUUUUUGGAUGAACCUACCACUGGUCUGGAUCCAGAAGUGAGAAGAUUAAUUUGGAAUAUUAUUAAUGAGGCAAAGAAAGAAAGAACUAUUGUUUUGACCACCCAUAGUAUGGAAGAAGCCGAAGUUUUGUGCAACAGAAUAGCUGUAAACCUAAAAACGUCCAAAAUGCCACCAGAUUCUUUUACUACGAAUGUCUCUUACGAAUUUGAGGCACAACCUGGACUUAUUGCCAAACUAUUUGAAGAAAUUGAAAAACAUAAAGCAAAGAACGAUAUUGAUGAUUGGGGUCUAAGUCAAACCAGUUUGGAAGAGGUUUUCUUGAGAAUUAUUGGCGAAGCCGAUGCUGAAGUCGAUUAA
This is a messenger RNA of Funneliformis caledonium, 2328 nucleotides long. Lineage: Eukaryota; Fungi; Glomeromycota; Glomeromycetes; Glomerales; Glomeraceae. The record is from the annotation of a GenBank genome assembly.